GUUCAAGCUUAAAAUUAAUCUUCUGGCAGAAGCUAAUCAACUCGCCACUUUGUUCAAUUAGCAACUGUCUUCCUGGCUGCGAAGUGUGACUGCCCUUUUCUUCUAUGAAAAGUUGAAAAGUUCAUUGCAAUAAAAAGAAGUUGUACUUCUCCCGUGAAAUAUCGUCAAAGACAGUUGUCAGAAUGUCUUUUAAGAAAGAUCUGCGGUUGCUUCUUAAACCGUAUUACUUAGUAAACAUUAUUAUCAGUCUCUCAUAUAUCAUCUGCAAGCGUAUGCCAAUUAUAUGUCAUUAUGUUUUUGCACAAACUGAAUGUGAACUCGAUGGGAGAGAAACAGAGAUCCUGUUUUUCUUAAUAAUCGUAAUAAUGAUUAGAACCAGAAAGGCAGGAAGUGUUACGAUGAUAAAUUACCUCUCUUCGAGUUUUGUCUAUACGAAAGCAGCUAACCUGAUUCUCUGGUUCUAUGCUGAUUUUCGUAUGGGUAUUCUAUUCGGUGUUAUAUUUAUUUUUUGUGGUUUGAUAUUGCCAGAACCAACCUAUCAAGGUCCUGAAAAUGUUAUUUACUUGAGAGGAGCCACUGGCUUGCAGGAAGAACUGCAACGAGACACAAGAGUUACGUGGCUUGUGGCAUUUUACACAGCAUGGAAUCCUGCCUGUGUAAACUUUGCUCCUACUUUUUCGCAGUUAUCAGCUGAAUAUGCUCUGGAAAACUUGAAGUUCGGCAAGGUUGAUAUUGGAAGAUAUCCUGAUGCAGCAGCCAAGUAUCGAGUCAGUGAUUCCAGUACUAGCAGACAAUUACCUACGUUAGUACUGUUCAAAGAGGGAAAGGAGAUCGAAAGGCGACCUUAUGCAGACAGCAAGGGCAAACUAAUUAAAUUUCUCUUUACAGUGGACAACGUUAAAGCGGCAUUUGAUCUAAACAAUAUCUAUAAAGAUUGUAAAAAUAAUCCUUUAAAGAGGAAGGAUAAGAAACCACUAAAAAUCGAAUGAUCAUCUUUAGAAUUUUGAAUUCUGAAACGCACAUGCUGGUGAGCCGCUAGUAUUGUUAUCAAAUGAUUUCAACAAUGGCUGCAACCCUAUGAAUUGGAUAUGAUUAAAACGUUUUUGGCCAUUGUUGCAAUUGCAUUCGAUACCACACAAAGUCUAGCGCAUUGCAGCAUGAUUCAUGUCAUUUUUAGUCAUUUGCAAUGAAUUUCAUGAAUUACAGUCACACCUAUCCAGUAGUCCUCGUUGUAUUUUGUAUUAAAUUAUAAUUUAUGUUACGACACAUUAGCAGUAUAAGUAACAAUAAUAGUAACGUAAACAAUAACGAAUGACAACAAUAUACAACUUCUUAUGUAUAUUGUGAAUAUAGAGAAAAUUACAAUUCACACAAAUUCUUGUCAUAUCCAAGAUUUUCUUCCGUCAACGUGUCACUCUCUUGUCUUCAUUGAAAUUGAUACAAUUUUAAAAUACCUAUAAAACAUACCUUCUAUGGACUAUUUACAAUGGUGGCCAAAGAAGAGCGACUUCACUGUGUGCAGAUUCUGGCAACCAUUUCUGAUAUGCAGAGAGAAGAACUGAAAUGAAGUAUUUUUUUUUAUAAACUUUAAGACUUGGUGUCUAAUUCUAUAAAAUUCUCUGCUACUGCA
Molecule: messenger RNA, 1630 nt
Organism: Cephus cinctus (wheat stem sawfly)
Lineage: Eukaryota; Metazoa; Arthropoda; Insecta; Hymenoptera; Cephidae
Product: thioredoxin-related transmembrane protein 2 homolog
Exons: 5
Coding region: 183-989 (268 amino acids)
Cellular component (GO): membrane-bounded organelle
Molecular function (GO): disulfide oxidoreductase activity
Source: RefSeq, a predicted model, not a curated record